GUAUUCAGCGGAGCCUCACGAGAAUCUCCCAGAUGGCGGGAAUGCGCAAACCUUGCCAAAAAUGCUUUCCCGGAAGUCGUUGGUCGUCUGUUUGUUGAGGAAGCGUUUGGUGAAGACGAACAAAAAGAUGUUCUAGAAUUGGUUGAAAAUCUUAGGACGGCAUUUUUAAGUAUGGUCGACGACAGCACGUGGUUAGAUGAAGUCACAAAACAAACUGCAAAAGAGAAGGCGGAAUCUAUGGAAACACUGAUUGGUUAUCCAGCAAUUACUUUCAACGACGUUGCUCUGGAGACGUAUUAUGAGAACGCAACUGUGGACAACGGAGACCCGUUUGGAACAAAAGUAAGCAUUGACAAGGCCAGCAAUGUUCGUGUGCUGCAAAGACUUCGCCAACCAUAUGAUAGAGCAAGAUGGUAUGACUCGGCUGCAUCUGUCAAUGCGUUCAACAUGUUCCUCACCAAUCAGAUGGUUUAUCCAGCAGCCAUUCUCCAACCACCAUAUUACUCGUACGACCAACCAGAGUACUUGAAUUAUGGUGGAAUAGGUAAUGUUAUAGGACAUGAAAUAACACACGGGUUUGAUGAUGCAGGUCGACAUUUUGAUAAAAAUGGACAAUUAGUUGACUGGUGGACGACUUAUGAUGAAACAGAAUUUAACAAGCGCAAACAGUGCCUGGUUGAUCAAUACAAUAAUUUUACAGUUUCUGGUACGGACGGAAUGAAGAUUAAUGGAGAACUUACGGCUGGAGAAAAUAUUGCAGAUAAUGGCGGAAGCAAAGAAAGCUUUAAGGCAUAUCGUAAUUGGGUAAGAAGAAGCCGGCAAGGUGUAGAAGAGCAGAAACUACCUGGGUUAGAUUAUUCACCUAACCAAUUAUUUUUUCUGAAUGAAGCGCAGAUUUGGUGUGGUGACAUGAGGAAUGAACAAAAAAUUAAACAAAUUCAUACGGACCCUCACAGUUAUUUCAUGUUCAGAGUGGUAGGACCUCUACAAAAUUCAGUGGAGUUUUCGAAAGCCUGGAAUUGCCCGAUCGGUUCUUACAUGAAUCCCCCGGACAAAUGUUCGGUUUGGUAGACCACAACUGAGAUAAGGAGUUAUUCUGAUACAUUGAGACGUGUACAAACGAAUGAUGCUAUCCUCGUAUUAACCGCUACCUUGUUUUAUGUACCUGUAUUUGCGUUCUAUUAAUUCCAAAUAAAGGAAAACAAAUAAUAUUUUUCUCAUUGAAGUAUGACUUUUUUAGAAUUAGAGGUUUUGUUGGCCAAAUAUCAAAUAGUUUUAUGAUAAACAUUUAUACCUAUUUUCUUUUUGUAUUUUUUAUACCGCAGUGUAAUAAAAUAUUCGAUCUCAUAUUCAUGUAUGUACAUG
Ruditapes philippinarum (Manila clam) is the source of this 1365-nucleotide messenger RNA. Its product is annotated as neprilysin-1-like. The record is from RefSeq and is a predicted model, not a curated record. Lineage: Eukaryota; Metazoa; Mollusca; Bivalvia; Venerida; Veneridae. Gene Ontology annotation, molecular function: metalloendopeptidase activity. Gene Ontology annotation, biological process: protein processing. Gene Ontology annotation, cellular component: plasma membrane.